AUGGCGCUGUACGGUGCCCCGAUCUGGGUAGUUGCCCUCACCGCUGAUAAUCGGGCCCUGCUGCGAAAGCCGCAGAGGGUCAUAGCGGUGAGAGGCAUCAGAGGGUGCCGUACGGUGUCGUGGACAGCGGCGACACUUCUCGCGGGCGAUCCGCCCUGGAAGCUUCUGGCGGAGGUGCUCGCGGAAGUGUACCGGUUCCGGGUCGAGGCGAGGAACUGCGGCGACCGUCCAGGAUCGGCGGAAGUCGGGCGGAUCAGGGCUCUAGCCCAGCGAGCCCUGAUCGUCCGAUGGGAGGAGGACCUGGGGUCACCCACGGCGGGCCUGGCGACAGUGGAAAGACGGAGAGGGUACCGCUGGUUUUUUAGUGGGUAA
Molecule: messenger RNA, 372 nt
Organism: Vanessa tameamea
Lineage: Eukaryota; Metazoa; Arthropoda; Insecta; Lepidoptera; Nymphalidae
Exons: 1
Coding region: 1-372 (123 amino acids)
Source: RefSeq, a predicted model, not a curated record